This is a messenger RNA of Bubalus bubalis (water buffalo), 957 nucleotides long. Its product is annotated as olfactory receptor 8U9-like. NCBI's taxonomy places the organism in Eukaryota, Metazoa, Chordata, Mammalia, Artiodactyla, Bovidae. The record is from RefSeq and is a predicted model, not a curated record. Gene Ontology annotation, biological process: sensory perception of smell; G protein-coupled receptor signaling pathway. Gene Ontology annotation, cellular component: membrane. Gene Ontology annotation, molecular function: G protein-coupled receptor activity; odorant binding; olfactory receptor activity.
AUGAUCCAGAUGAACUGCACCCAGGUGACAGAAUUUACUCUCUUGGGCCUCACAGAUUGUCAGGAGUUGAAGAUGCCCCUCUUUGUCCUGUUCUUAUCCAUCUACCUCUUCACAGUAGCAGGCAACCUGGGUCUGAUCCUAGUCAUCAGAACAGACUAAAGACUCCACACACCAAUGUACUUCUUCCUUAGUAACUUGGCUUUUGUUGAUUUCUGUUAUUCUUCUGUCAUUACACCCAAAAUACUGGGGAAUUUCUUGUACAAACAAAAUGUUAUCCCUUUCAAUGGAUGUGCUGCCCAGCUGGGCUGUUUCCUGGCCUUCAUGACUGCUAGUUUGCUGCUGGCUUCCAUGGCCUAUGACCGGUAUGUGGCCAUCUGUAACCCUCUGCUCUAUAUGGUCAUAAUGUCCCCAGGAAUCUGCGUUCAGCUUGUGGUUGCCCCCUAUGGCUACAGCUUCCUGGUUGCCCUAUUUCAUACCAUCCUCACCUUUCGCCUCUCCUACUGCCAUUCCAACCUCAUCAAUCAUUUAUAUUGCAAUGACAUGCCUCUUAUCAGGCUUGCUAGCUCAGAUACUCACUCCAAGCAGCUAUGGACUUUUGCCUGUGCUGGUCUCAGGUUCAUUUCUUCCUUUCUUGUUGUCUUUGUCUCCUACAUGUACAUUAUUUCUGCCAUCCUGAAGAUGCACUCCGCUGAAGGCAGACGCAAGGCUUUUUCCACCUGUGGCUCCCACAUGCUGGCAGUCACCAUAUUCUAUGGGACCCUCAUCUUUAUGUACUUACAGCCAAGUUCUCAUCAUUCCCUUGACACAGAUAAGAUGGCCUCUGUCUUCUAUACAGUGAUCAUUCCCAUGUUGAACCCUUUAAUCUACAGUCUUAGGAAUAAGGAAGUGAAAGAUGCCCUGAUAAAAGUCAUCAUGAAUAGAAACCAGGCUUUUAUGUUCAUGAAAUUAAGAAAGUGA